AUGCCUGUGCAGAAUAAGUUUGAAUUUGAUAUGUCGUUCCCUUGGGUCCAGAGAUAUGUAAUUACAACAUGUCAGACCGUAUAUUAUAAUUUUCGCUAUAAGUUGAAGAAACAUUUUGAGCGGUUUUCAACAAUUGAGGAGGCAAUUCAAAACAAACAUGAAGCUGUCAAGACUCAGGAAGAAUGGGAGUUUCUUUGCACUCAUUUUUCUAGUGAAAAGUUUAAGAUUCGCUCAGAGAAGAAUGUUCUUAAUAGGUUAAAGUUGACAUAUCACCACAAAGCUGGGUCAAAAUUAUUUAUGUCACACCAAGAGCAAGUUACUGGAGAGAUGCAAGGUGCAAUUGAUCAUUUUGAAACAGAGUAUAGAAGUACAAAAAAAGGAUGGGACUUGGGAGCAAAGAAAAAAUGGGAUCAAAUGAUAAAGAUGCGAACAGAUACCACUCAACCUGAUGGAACUCGAACAAUGACAGACGAGGAAAUUUGUGCAAAAGUUCUCAAAGUCAAAUCAGGCUACAUUAAGGGCUGUGGUUUUGGCCCUAGACCACCACCAUUAAGGUUCUCUCGUUCUUCAAUGAGUGAAAUGUCUGAAAAGAAUAAAGAGUUGCAAGAACAGCUUCAAGAGACCCAACAACUUGUAGGAACUCAACAACAGAAGAUCGAUGCGCAAAAUGAGGUAAUCCAAAGAUUGGAAGAGCAAGCCAAAAAGUUUGAGGAGUUUAUGGCUAAUUUUUCGAGGCAACAUCCAUCAGCUUAGUAUUCUUAGUGAACUUAAACUUGGAGAAAUGUUUUUUUGAUC
This is a messenger RNA of Asparagus officinalis (garden asparagus), 795 nucleotides long. RefSeq lists its product as uncharacterized. NCBI's taxonomy places the organism in Eukaryota, Viridiplantae, Streptophyta, Magnoliopsida, Asparagales, Asparagaceae. The coding region runs from base 1 to 753 and encodes 250 amino acids. The transcript has 4 exons. The record is from RefSeq and is a predicted model, not a curated record.